Dipodomys spectabilis (banner-tailed kangaroo rat) is the source of this 1621-nucleotide messenger RNA. RefSeq names its product prostaglandin-H2 D-isomerase-like. The transcript has 12 exons. The record is from RefSeq and is a predicted model, not a curated record. Bases 274 to 1482 code for a protein of 402 amino acids. NCBI's taxonomy places the organism in Eukaryota, Metazoa, Chordata, Mammalia, Rodentia, Heteromyidae. Gene Ontology annotation, molecular function: small molecule binding.
GCGCUACCCCGGGGCUGGCAGGCCAGGCUCUGCGGGCAGCAGCCCAUGGGCACCGGGAACAACCAGCCAUCUUCCGGGGGCGGGAUGUCAGUGGCAUGAAGGGCCAGGGGAGAGCGGAGGAGGCCGGAGGAGGCAGUGAUGGCCCCAGGCUGGCCAGCGGGCCCCGCCCCCCCCCCUGCGGCCCACGCACUCUGAGGGAGCUCGUGGCUGCAAGGAGGAGGAGGAGGAGGAGGAGGAGGAGAAGGAGGGCUCCCAGAGGCCCUGCUCGGCGGCAUGCGUCCCCGUCCCUCCCCGUCCCUCGGGGCCACAGCUGCUGGGAUGAACCCCCGCGCUGCCCUGUGGCUGCUGCUCGUCCUGCCAACAGCCGUGCAGGGCCAGACGCCCAGCCCCCUGCCCACCUUCACCCCGAUGAAGAGCUUCCACCGCGACCAGUUCCAGGGGGAGUGGUUUGUCCUGGGCCUGGCGGGCAGCAACUACAGAAAGGAGGACAAGGCCCUGCUGAAGCCGUACAUCACCACCGUCGUGGCGGACGACAAAGGCCAGCUCCAGGUGUCCAGCGCCAUGAAGCGGGGCAAGCGCUGUGACACAUGGUCGUACGUAAUGAUCCCAGCCGAGCAGCCCGGCCAGUUCACCAUAGAACACAAAGGCUCCACGGCCGACCAAGAGGACAUGCGGGUGAUAGACACCGAUUACACCAAGUUUGCCUUGAUGCUGUCGCUCAGGCGGACCGGCAGCCGGACUGUCAUCCGGGUCAGCCUCCUGGGCAGAAACUGGAACCUGCCUUCCAGGACGCUGGACAGGUUUGCCUGCCUGGCCUUAUCCCAGGGCCUCAAGAAGAAAGACUUCAUGUUCCCAGACAUGACCGUGCCAACCCCAAGCCCGGGACACCUGCCCUGCUUCAGCAGAAUGGCCGCCAGGAACGUGCUGUGGGUGGGCCUGGUUCUACUCGGGGUCCUGGGGGGCCUGCAGACGCAGGCCAACGACCCGAACUCUGCGCAGCUCUACUUCCAGCCUGACAAGUUCCUGGGCCUCUGGUACAGCGUGGGCCUGGCCUCCAACGCCAGCUGGUUCCUGGAGAAAAAGAACGCUCUGUCCAUGUGCAAGACAACGGUGGCGCCCUCCGGGGACGGCGGCCUGAACCUCACCUCCACCUUCCUCAGGAAGAACCAGUGUGAGACGCGGGUGGUGCUGCUGCAGCCCACGGCGCACCCCGGCCAGUACACCUACCACAGUCCUCACUGGGGCAGCGUCCACUCCAUCUCGGUGGUGGAGACCAACUACGAGGAGUACGCGCUGCUGUUCAGCAAGGGCAUCGACGGCCCCCACCAGGACUUCCGCAUGGCCAGUCUCUACAGCCGCACCCAGACCCCAAAGGCUGAGCUGAAGGAGGAUUUUGCUGCCUUCUGCAAGUCCCAGGGCCUCACAGAGGACACCAUUGUCUUCCUGCCGCAGCCCGACAAGUGCAUCAAUAAGCAAGAAUAGGAGAGCCAGACCACCAGCCAGCUCACGCGCCCGCCACGCCUUCGCUGCUCUGCUCCUUCCUCCAGACCCCGGGCUCCCACAGCGCCUCUGUCCCCCAGCUUGGCCCUGGCUCUGAGGAAUAAACUCUGGAAGCAAGUCA